AUCAUCCUACAGUCAACACGGCGCGUUGGAGGCAGCGAUGAUCAUAACAGGCGAUACUGCUAGCAGCGUCCUGGGCUGGAUAUCUAUCGCAUGCUGGGUUAUCGUUUACUCCCCUCAAAUUAUAGAGACCUAUCAGCUGCAAAGCGGGGAAGGACUGUCGCUUCUCUUCGUAUACAUAUGGCUCGCCGGCGAUUUGUGUAACGUCAUAGGCGCGAUUAUGGGCGGCCUUUUGCCCACUGUCGUCAUUCUCGGUGUCUACUACACCCUCUGCGACUCUACGCUCCUCCUACAGGUCUACUACUACCGGUGGAAGUCUCGACAACGCUUAACAUCUCCAGCGGCGCCCACGGAGGAAGACCCCCUUAUAGGGAUCUCCAUUUUGCCCCUCCAAGACAGGCGGCCAUCUGCUUGGAAGAUCUUCUUUCAAUACACCGCUGCAGUGGUUUUCGUUUGUCUCACUGGUGUCGGCGCAUAUUUUAUUAGUGAAAGUCUUCAAGGCCGCCAGCAAGGACCUCAAGCACUUGAAUCCCUGUCUGAGGGAAAGGCAGGGGUCGAGUGGGAAGUUCAGAUCAUAGGAUGGACAAGCGCUAUCCUUUUCCUUGGAUCUCGGAUCCCUCAAAUAUUGAAAAAUUUCAAGACUCGAUGCGAGGGCCUUGCUCCAGGCCUGUUCUUGUUUGCCAUACUUGGCAACACAACGUACGCCCUGUCGAUAUGUGCUGCAUCCAUGGACCCAGAUUAUCUGAUUAAAAAUUCAAGUUGGUUGGCAGGGAGCGCGCUGACCGUCUUUUUCGAUCUGAUCGUUCUCGGCCAGUUCUUCUACUAUGGCUUCGUUUCGCGGCAGCGCGGAUGGAUCGAGGGAACGAUUGGAGAGUCGUGAUUAGGUCUCAAGAUCUCAAUGUUCAGUGGAUCGGAUCUUAUCUUAAUUAUCUCCUACGUGCAACCUCAUGGACAGACUAGAGUUUAGACCAACAGAAUUUUAGUGGGAAGUAGAGCCCCAGCGCCGAGCAAAGAGGGAGGGUUCCCCUUGUAAAGGAGGUUCUGUGAGUAAGGUUGUAGGACUCUCGCCGGUUCCGGUCCUUGUUAUGUUCUUGUGUGAACAAACGCAGUAAUAAUCGGAGAGGCGUUCGCGCGUUGCCGCUGACUGGUCUGCCUCGUUGUCC
Messenger RNA from Coniophora puteana RWD-64-598 SS2, 1160 nucleotides. RefSeq names its product PQ-loop-domain-containing protein. The record is from RefSeq and is a predicted model, not a curated record. Gene Ontology annotation, cellular component: fungal-type vacuole membrane. The transcript has 8 exons. Bases 38 to 877 code for a protein of 279 amino acids. Lineage: Eukaryota; Fungi; Basidiomycota; Agaricomycetes; Boletales; Coniophoraceae. Gene Ontology annotation, biological process: basic amino acid transmembrane export from vacuole.